AUGUCAUUCUGGGAUAAUAACAAGGACUCCAUCAAGUCUGGUUUGGUUUCCGCUGGGAAAUAUAGUUAUCAGGGGACUAAAUUUGUAGCAAAGACAGGUUAUAACGCUAGUAAGAAACAUUAUAAUGAUAGUAAAGACAAAAGAGAUGGUAAGAAUGGUAAGAAAAAGAAGAAAAAGAAGAAAAGUAAAAAUGGAAGUGACUCAGAAUCGGAAUAUUCUGAUUUAGAUGACACAACAACACCAUCGAGAAGCUUAGAAAGUUUCCAAAACCCUGCGAAUUUUCCACCACCACCUUUAAAAGCUGGACAAGUUCAAUAUGUAAGUGGCGGCCAAAUGGUAGUUGGUGAUGGUUCGUCCCCAAUAGUAUCUAUUCCAAAUCAACAAGGGUUCCAACAACAAGGGUAUCAACAACAAGGGUAUCAACAACAGCCAAUGCAACAGCAGCCAAUGCAACAACAACAAGGAUAUCCACAACAGCCAAUGCAACAGCAACCAAUGCAACAACAGCCAAUGCAACAGCAGCCAAUGCCACAACAACAAGGAUAUCCACAACAGCUAAUGCAACAGCAACCAAUGCAACAACAACAAGGAUAUUCACAACAGCCAAUGCAACAGCAACCAAUGCAACAACAGCCAAUGCAACAGCAGCCAAUGCAACAGCAGCCAAUGCCACAACAACAAGGAUAUCCACAGCAACCAAUGCAACAGCAGCCAAUGCAACAGCAGCCAAUGCCACAACAACAAGGAUAUCCACAGCGACCUGUGCAGCAACAACCAAUACAGCAACAGGGUUAUCAGCAGCAGCAGGAAAGCCAACAUUCAGCACAAAUCCAAGCAAUGCCUCCACCGGAACUGCGCCAACCACAGAUACAGGGACAGCAACCAAUGCAACAACCUCCAUUACCGGCGUCUUCUCGUCCAGGUGAUUACUCAAGACAAGCUAUGUCUCUUCCAAAUACAGGAACCACUACUCCUCAGUCAGAAUAUAUGGCUCCAAGGGGGAAUAAUAGUUCAAUGAGUAGUAUUCAACAGAUUUCGACUAUGCCUGAAACAACUGGACUAGAUCAACAAACUCAGGAAGAGCCCGAAGAUUUUAAACCUGGCCCACAUUAUGAAGUUACACCAUUUGAUCAAGUAGCAUACGAAGAAAAUAAGGAAAAGAAUAAAAUUGGAAUUAAACAAACUGAUAUCAGUAGUUUUGCUCCACCACCUUCUCAUAGAGAUAGAGAUGCAAAUAUGAGACUUAAAAGAACAAUAAACACUAGCAACUCAACAAGUUCCUUGCCAUCAAGCAAUAGAAGUAUAUCACAAAUGAAAAACAAGGCGAAUACUGCGAGUCCAACAGAUAGCCCGCCAAAUCUAGGUGGUGGCAGUAUCGAUGAACCCACCACUGAAUCUGAAGCAAAUGUGGAUUCAUCGGAGACUAAAUCUGACGAACCUCCUAAAGCUGCUGUGCUAGGAUCAUAUGAGGAACCAACAACAAGUUUUGCACCACCUCCAAAACCAAGAGGAAUUUCUGUAGCACCCAAAAGUACACAACCGAGUACAUCCAAAAUUGGUACAAAUAAUGUACACAGCAAUCCAAGAUCUGUACCAGAAAGACCCUCAUUACCAACAAGAUCCACUGCAUCAUCAUUGGAUACUACUACAAGGAAUAUAAGACAAACUACGCCAUCUAAUAAUAAAAAGGGAUCUGAAGAGCUGCAGGCUCCUAUCUUGGGUACCUAUGUUGAAAAACCUGUUGAAUUUGUACCACCUCCUAAACCAUUUAGACAUGUAGAAUCUGGGAACAACAAAAACCAUAAUAAUAUGGGUUCGGGUCCACCUCCUAGUACCUCGACAGUGUCCAGUCCACAUCCUCCACUUCUUAGUGCACCACUAACAAACAAUGGUACACCUAUAACAAAAAAUACGCCUGAGGUAAAACCGAAACCUUCAAUGGUUCCUCCAAGUAACAGUACUAUGAAAGAUCCAUCGACAUUUUUACCUCCUCCAAAACCUUUCAGACACUCGGAAUCACUUCCUGAAAGUGGUUCAAGUACGGUUGAUGACGAAAGUCAUCCAUUAGUAACUAAGAAGAAAGCACCGCCACCGGUCAAGCCUAAGAAACCAAAUAUGCUGAGUGCCAGUAAUAGUUUUAAUAAUGGAUCAAGUUCUUCGUUAACACCACCUGGGUACACCCUUGAAAAACGUUCGACAACUUCAAGUAUUGGUAAGAAGAAUCGACCACCUGUAGUUAAGCCGAAACCUAAAAAUCUCUCUAGAAGUAAUACAAAUCCUAUGAAUGAGAUCACUAAUGAGCUAAACUCAUUUAAUUUGGGACACACCCAUGUAGGUCCACCAGUACCAAGUAGUAGACAACAUGGGAAAAAUACAAGCUCGGCUUCAAAUGAAACUGAAGAUGAAUCAAAUCCUUUUGCGAUAUACAAGAAGGAUGCAGUUCCAUUAGAUGAAGACAGAAUCCACAAUAGAAGAUGA
Messenger RNA from Maudiozyma barnettii, 2478 nucleotides. It is a transcript of the gene AIM3, whose product is annotated as Aim3p. The transcript has a single exon. Gene Ontology annotation, cellular component: actin cortical patch. The coding region runs from base 1 to 2478 and encodes 825 amino acids. The record is from RefSeq and is a predicted model, not a curated record. NCBI's taxonomy places the organism in Eukaryota, Fungi, Ascomycota, Saccharomycetes, Saccharomycetales, Saccharomycetaceae. Gene Ontology annotation, biological process: barbed-end actin filament capping.